AUGUCUGUUCAGCUCAGUCAUCGAUCGACAAUGCGAGGUCUUCGCAAAUGCCCUCAGUGCGGAACACUGAACGGAAACCGCACUUCGAAGUGUAAAAAUGAAACCUGCCACCAGGCUUUACGGGACAACUGCAACCAAAUCAUCCGAAGUGGUUCUUCCUUUGCAGUGCAACUCCUGCCAAUUGAGCGAAUCAGGGAUGCAAUGUACAUAGUCUCCCUCCCGAACGGUGUGCGGUGUUUGCUCGCAACGACAAGCCUCGAAGAAAAUGGCCCAAUAGCCAUACUAUCGAGUACGGCAAGUCGCGGUACGGACAUUCCUGAUAUAGAAACGAUGAGCCGCAUGAUCGUAGGAUGCAAACUUAGAGCCGAAGCACUGCCCAUACUCAAAGGCGCGAUUGAUUCGCUCGCUAUCCCGCAAGACGAGAAACGUGCUCUGUGGGAAAAGCGAUCUCAGCUGAACAUGUGCCCAUUGGUUCAACGUGUUACCAGCGAUCUCUUUGUCGUCGGUCAUAGGGACACAGCGUACGGUGUGCACCAAGUGAUGGCGUUGAAAAAAAGUAAAAAAUAUUCUCACUUCCACUGCGAUUGUGUGUCGACGAUGGAAAAAUUAGGCUCUGUCGCAUGUUGGCACAUAGUUGCAGUAGCUGCAGGAUUGCUUAGUGCACCGGCCAAGAUUGGCAAUGGGUUGUCUUCUCUACUGCAGAAUUUCGUUGAGCACCGAGGGCAAGAUGAAUGGCACAGCUCGUACGAUGUGAAUUCAGCAUUUUCAUACGAAUAUCUCCUGGCUGGGGAAACGAUUUCCAGUGAAAAUAUUGAAAUGCAAUCAAUCCUCAAUCCAACGAUAAUGGAAUUUUUCAGCGAUCAAGAAGACGCUCAGCUGGCUCUAGGAUCGCCGGAUAUGUUUAAUAUCGACAGUCAUUCGGUAAGGUCGAACGACGAGCUGGCGGCGGGUGAGGCAACUAACGCAUUACCGCCUACGGCCAACAUUUACGAUCUUUCCGCAGCUGGUGAAGAAAGUCUCCACCUUAUGGAUUGUCAAAUUGAGUUGAUGGACGAGUUCGAUCCAACGGAUCGUAUUGAUUUUUGCCCUUCUGAUGUCGAAGGCGACGACAGUUCGAUGAUUCCAGCCAGUCCCAGCGCAAACCCCACGGUAGGGCAAGAUGCAACGGAAGCGAGUCACAAGCAGAAGCUCGUAGAAAUAACGGCUAAAAAAUGUGCCCUCGAACUGGGUGACCGCGUGGCGAAAGAGAAGCUCACACGUGGCAGCUACAAUGUGCGCAAGAUUCUCAAUGCUCUCGAAUCAAACGGAAUCAUUUUAAACCGUUUGCGCGGUCUUUCCGAUCCGUUGUACGAGGCAACGCUUUGCAGCCUUUCGUUUACACAUUGGCUUGAGUCCGUCAUCGAACAGCUGAACUACGUCAUCGAUUACAACGCGGCCGGGAAACCGGACGUGCAGACAUUCCGCAUACAGGAAGACUUCUAUCGGUGCUUGCGAACUCGGUUUUCCCGCGGCCACUUCCGGCGCCAGCCCGAACCAACGCCAUCUUCAUCAGAAAUCGAUCGUGCCCCACAGGUGUUUAAAUUUACACGCCCCAAAGCGCUGCUGGAUGUGUUCAGCACCGAUAGGAUGGAGCUUGCGUUGGAGAAAUUUUUCGUCCGCUCACCGGACGGCCAACGAUUUGAGGAAUUUCUCGUUGACCUACCGAAUGGUGAGGAUCACCGCAAGGCGAUACGACCGAGCUGUUACAGCACCUACAUUAAAUUUGGCCGCUACAAACACGAGCCGGAUCCUGAGCGGGAGUACAGCUUUAUCCUCGAAUGGACCGGUGACGUUCUGCCGCGCAGUAAAUUUGGUGAUCUACGAAUUUCGUUCGAGUACGGUCAUCGCAUGAACAAUAAGUACUUACAUCCACCCCCAUCGUUAUGCGCUGUAGAGUAACAAAUUUAUUGUGUAUAAC
Molecule: messenger RNA, 1957 nt
Organism: Anopheles nili
Lineage: Eukaryota; Metazoa; Arthropoda; Insecta; Diptera; Culicidae
Exons: 1
Coding region: 1-1938 (645 amino acids)
Cellular component (GO): nucleus
Molecular function (GO): zinc ion binding
Source: RefSeq, a predicted model, not a curated record